Molecule: messenger RNA, 2889 nt
Organism: Hippocampus comes (tiger tail seahorse)
Lineage: Eukaryota; Metazoa; Chordata; Actinopteri; Syngnathiformes; Syngnathidae
Product: metalloreductase STEAP4
Exons: 11
Coding region: 280-1698 (472 amino acids)
Biological process (GO): copper ion import
Cellular component (GO): endosome; plasma membrane
Molecular function (GO): cupric reductase (NADH) activity; ferric-chelate reductase (NADPH) activity
Source: RefSeq, a predicted model, not a curated record
GAGUAUCCCAGUUGGGAAAUAUUUCACCCUAAGCCCAUCCUGAAAUGGGAGGGGGUGGGAGGAAGCAAAUACAAAAACUCCACUACCAAAAUCUAUGUCAACAGAGUGAUGAGGUAGAUAGAACAAGACGUGCACAGAGAACGGAUUUGUCUUUUUUUGCCGCCCUGAAGAGAAGCGAUUUUAUUUUUCCACGGGAAUUAAGUUUAUUUUGCUUUGAAUCCGUUUUUGAACUUCAGCAGAUCCCCUCGGAGUUUGUCGGACUUUAGACGCACGGGGCCAAUGUCAAAAGAGGCAAAACCAGAGAGCAUGUCUCUGCAUCCUCUGGGAGGAGGGGCAGAGGUCACCACGGAGCAAGAGCCCUUGUGCGUUUUUGGGACGGGAGACAUGGGACGCUCUCUGGGCCAGCGCCUGCUGCAGACGGGCUACAAGGUCGCCUACGGCAGCCGCAGACCUCUCGGCUGCGGCCCUGUGCCUCAAGGAGCUCAGGUGAUGAGCUAUGCAGACGCAGCCCAGUUGGCCAGCGUGGUCUUCGUGUGCAUACACAGAGAACACUACGGCUUGAUGGAGAAACUCAGCUCACAACUGAAGGGGAAGGUGCUGGUGGAUGUCAGCAACAACCCUGAGCAGAAUCUGUACCCGGAGGCCAACGCUGUAUAUCUGCAGAGACUACUUCCUGGAUCGCAUGUGGUGAAAGCCUUCAACACCUUAUCUGCCUGGGCUCUUCAGAACGGGCCUUCCGACGCUUGUAGACAGGUCUACGUGUGUGGCAACAGUGCAGAGGCCAAGCAGGCUGUUGCAGAGGUGGCCACCAAGAUGGGCUUGACAGUUUUGGACAGGGGGUCUCUGUCAGCAUCCCAAGAGCUGGAGGACUUCCCGCUGCAGCUGUUCCCCGAGUGGAGGCUGCCUCUCCAAAUUGCCGUCGGCCUGACCGCCUUCUUCUUCUUCUACGUGCUUAUCAGAGAUGUCAUCUACUCUUACGUGGAUCAGGGCAAAGACAUCUCCUUCAGAAUCAUGGUGUCCCUGGCCAACAAGGUGUUUCCAAUCGUGUCGCUGAUCAUGUUAUCCUUGUGUUACUUGCCUGGUGUUAUAGCUGCCUUCCUUCAGCUAUACAGGGGUACCAAAUACAGGCGCUUCCCUGAUUGGCUGGAUCGCUGGAUGCUGUGCAGGAAGCAGCUGGGGCUGCUGGCACUCGCCCUUGCCUUUCUUCACGUGCUCUACACGCUAAUCAUCCCAAUAAGAUAUUAUGUAAGAUUCAAGAGUUGGGAAUACGUUAUCACACAGGUCAAGGAGAACCAAACGUCAAAGUUUGACACAACCGUGGCCUGGCGAAGUGACUCCUACCUCUCUGUGGGCAUUCUGGGAUUUGGCCUGUACGUCCUGCUGGGAAUCACAUCCUUGCCUUCGGUCAGCAACGCUCUCAGCUGGAGAGAAUUCAGCUAUGUCCAGUCGAAGCUGGGCCACGUGACCUUGUUCCUCUGUACCCUUCACACUUACCUGUACGGCUGGGACAGGUUUCUGCGACCCUCCACGUAUAAGUGGUACACACCUCCGGGCUUCAUGCUCAGUCUGGUGGUGCCCUCAGUGGUGCUGGUGCUCAAGGUGCUGCUCCUCGUGCCGUGCGUGGACCGCAGCGUCACUCGAAUUCGACGGGGCUGGGAGAGGACGCAACCUGAUGAGGAGAAAACACUUCUUACAUAGGAAGAGUGUGCCAGAAAAUAUACAGAAGUUUGUUGGAAUUAACGAGCAUAACAGUGAAAACAGAUUAAGCAUUUCAUUAAUUGUUCCAAAGUCCAACUUUGUACAAUAAUGUUCCUGCUGACUCUCCAUGUCCUUUUUUCUGCUUUGUGUGGCAGUGGACCCCGAUGCUAGUCACCAUUGUAACGAGCGUAAAAGGUGUAUGGUGUUUUUUUAUUCGCAUUCAUUUUUUUAGUAUUGGCUUUACUUGAUGAUUUCUGUCUUGCAACAAGUGGUGGUGGAAAAAAAACAAGACAUUGAUUGCAUUGAUCUACAGUACAUUGCCUUCUAUCCAGUGGUGGUUUCUGGUCUGUGCAAUAUGUGCAGCCCCGUAGGGCUACCUGGCCAAAAAUAAAAAUAAAAGAAAAUGUGAAAUUCUUUUUUUCAAUGUGAUUUAAAACCACAUUUUCAAGCUUCUAUACCACAGCGGUGCAGUAUUUCUCUUUGCCCAACUCACAGAGUUUCACAAUCUUUUGCUAUUUCUGAUUCACUGCUUUGUGUAACCGAAUUAAAGUGAGAGCGGCAGGGGAUGGGUGAGCACGUCGGACUUGGUCAAUUUGGUGUGUUCUGGCUCCUCUCAAACAUUUACCAUGGAAGUACAGAGAAGGCAAAAGGUUAAUCUGCGGAAUACCUGUAGUUGCAAAAGUGUUUAUACCACCCCCCCCACCACUCCUCCCUUACCCUAAAAAAUGUCUUUGUGCUCUGUAGUGAAAAGAAAGAUUUUCGCAAGAUGGAGGGAACAAUAGAUUGGGACUCAGCCAAGCUAUAAUGGAGACAAAUACUUUUUUUAUUAUCUAUAGCUGAUGAGCUGAGUUUCAAAUGUACAUAAACAGCAUUUUUUAAAAUUUUUGUACAGAGCACCCACAUGUUUAUAUCCUACACUCUCAUUCGCGAUUGAGCCAAACAAUAUUUAUUGAGCAAGAUGUCUACUACAGUACUGGUAAUGUUUGGGAAGCACCUUGGUCGACCAAUUUAUCUUUUUAUUUCUGCUUCUGUUUUCAUAUGUCUUGCAAUCAUGGUGAUUUACCCAUUUCUAUUCGGGUCUAUGCAUUUAUGCUCUCAGAUUUAACUUUGUCCUUCUAGUGUUCGCAUAUGAAUUGAACCAACCAGUGAAAUGUACUUGCAAUUAAAAUACACUAUAGUGAUAGAACUGCA